AUGUUCACCAAAUUGCCAAAUGGGUUCUUAGUUAAACCAAUAUUUGAACAAUCUAAUACCUCUGAAAAGCUCAACCGUUGCAAAAAAAAAAAGAAGGCAAAGAAAUUCAGGAUCAUCACUGGCAUAGGUGAUGCCCUUCUGUUCCCUUCGGCUUCGUCGAUGAUCACCCGAUGGUUCCCACCGAAGGAAAGACCGUUUGCUGUGGGUUUUGUCACCGGUGGCAGACAGAUAGGAACCCUUUUGAUAUUACCGCUUGGCGGAUUAUUUUGUGAGCAUCCGGCAACAUUUGGAUGGCCAGCGAUCUUCUAUCUGUCUGCUGUUAUUGGCGUUGUGAUACUUAUUGUAUGGUUAUUUUUGUCUGCAGAUAAACCUUCAAAACAUUUUUUGGUUUCUAAGCCUGAAGAACGUUAUAUUACCCGAAAAAUCAACGAGGAGAAGCUUGGAAAGCGCACGGAUCGAGGCAAUCCACCUUGGGGUAAACUUGCUCGAUGUCUUCCAUUGUACGUGGCUGUCGCUGCACUAGUAUGCCACGAGUAUCCUCUCGUUAUUAUGCUUCAGCUUCUUCCGAAGUACUUUUCGGAUGUACUUGGUCUUUCAAAUGUCGUAAACGGUAUGAUCUCAUCGCUACCUUCGAUUGUUCUAUUCGUCUCCAAGACGUUUUCAUCUAUUCUGGCGUCGUUGCUCACAGCAAGGAAACCACCGCUUCUAGGACCCACAGCUUGUUGCAAACUUUUCAACUUUGUUGGCUCAUUGGGUCUUGCGAUUUGUGUGGGUAUGACCCCUUGGCUUGGAUCAAAUGGAAAUACGACAGCAGCAGUCGUUGUGCUAUGUUUAGCUAACGGUUUUGCUGGUAUGCACACACCCGGAGUGCAGACGGCUCUUGUGCAGAUAGCACCAGCCUACAGUGGUAUUGUGACGGGAAUUGCCUUUGCUGUUGUUGCCGUGUUUUCUAUUAUAAACAAAAUGAUCUCCAGUUAUAUAGUAUCGUCUGGAACGUCACGGGAAUGGGGAAUUGUGUUCGGCAUUUCCGCCGUCGUAGCAUUUUUGCCAGUGGUGUUCUUUACUCGAUGGGGUUCUGCCGAUAUUCAACCAUGGGCCAGUACACAAGGAGUUACACCUAAGCAAGAAGACUCACAAUCAAGUGAUUCAAUAUCACCAAUAUCACCUGAUGAUAAUGUAGCAAGGUCAUUGGCCAAAUGCAGCAUGUUUCUUUCCACAGAUCUUUCUCCAUCAUAA
This is a messenger RNA of Ostertagia ostertagi, 1236 nucleotides long. The record is from the annotation of a GenBank genome assembly. Lineage: Eukaryota; Metazoa; Nematoda; Chromadorea; Rhabditida; Trichostrongylidae.